Notodromas monacha is the source of this 743-nucleotide messenger RNA. NCBI's taxonomy places the organism in Eukaryota, Metazoa, Arthropoda, Ostracoda, Podocopida, Cyprididae. The record is from the annotation of a GenBank genome assembly.
UAUUUCCCUUUUUUUUGAAUAAUAGACGACAGGAUGUGAGAGGAGGGAGGGAAGCGGACGAUUUCAUACUCCCCUUGAUUUUUUCCUUUUUCCUCCUGAGUUACGGUUUUUUUUUGUUGUUGUGUAAAAUAACUGAAAAAAAGUAAGUUGGAAGAGGAAAAAAGUGUGUGUGUUGUUGGGACUUGGACUCGGCGCGGGGGAAACUGGGCCGGAAGUGGGAACAUAGAUGUGCAUAAAUGGACGCGUUGUACCGCCAGGGGUCGCCAAGAGGCGAGCCCGAAUAUCUGAUGCCUCCCCCAGUGGGACUCCAGCACCACCAUCAUCAUCUCCACCACCACCAUCACUUGCACCACUUGCCGAGCUUUUCCGAGAUGAAAUCGCGAGAAAGGGAUGACGAAGAAGACGUGGAUGUGGGCAUGCAACGAGGACUAGGUCUGAACCUCAUGUACCAGCAGCCGCCUUUUGAAGACGGGGAUGGCGGCGGUGGUGGUGGCGAUGCAGGAGGUGGCGGUGGUGGCGCCGGAGCGGAUCGUGGGCGGUUCUCUAGUGGAGGAUCCACGGAUAGUUCCUGCUCUGGAAGACUGCCGGACCAGGGCCUCACGGUUCUGCAUCCUGGUUAUGAGCAAGAGUCAAUUCCGAUGGAUCGUCCUCAAACGGAAAUCCAGACCCACUACGUCCAGCUCUCAUCCAACACCCCAGUAGCCGUGGACUACCAUCAAACUCAACAGCACGAGCCGACUUGA